Rhagoletis zephyria (snowberry fruit fly) is the source of this 2676-nucleotide messenger RNA. Lineage: Eukaryota; Metazoa; Arthropoda; Insecta; Diptera; Tephritidae. The record is from RefSeq and is a predicted model, not a curated record.
CCGCUGGCCCAGCUGGAGCUGGCCAAUGACGCCCAGGAGACGCCNGAGCUGAUAGCUGCCGGACAGAAAGAGGAGGAGGAGGAGGAGGAGGAGGAGGAGGUGGAGGACGGUAGUGGAGGCAGCACUGCAGCCACUGAAAGUGACCGGAUAGUCAGCACUAGCAGGUACUACUUUGCUCAGCGACUGCUCGACUGCGGCGCCCCGGGCGUCAGCGUGGACUGGUGUCACCCGCAAACGGGCGACUCGCUCCUGAAUCGAGUCGUCCGCGCCGGAAACGAACAGGCAGCCCUCUUUCUGGUUAAACACGGCGCCAACGUCAACACCGUCAACCUCUGCGGAGAGAGUGUCCUCCAUCUAGCAACCUUUAUGGGCUUUCGCAACCUCGUCUCAGUGCUGCUGCAGCGGAAUGCCAACUGCAAUCUGCGCACACUGCCGCCACCGCCUGAGCUUCUGCAAACUUUGGCCUUUUUGGCGACCACUCCUACCGAACGGGGAUUCAACUUUAACGGCGACGACCUGGAGGGGGGAAAAGAUGGUAGCCGAUCAACUGCCACCGCCGUUGAUCCUUUUGCCAGCGAAGAAGAAUCGGCGGAACACCAGCGAACAGAUUCUUUUGCAGGACAAGCACCACGCUCAAAAGCUGCCGCCGUUGUGUACAACCAAACGCCGCUGCACCUGGCCAUCCUCGGCCGCCACCGUGAGAUCAUCCAGGAGAUUCUCAGCUACCACGACCGGGCGAGUCGGAAGGGCGCCCUCGACCACUCCCUCCUCACGCCGGACCUCAAUGUGAAGGACUCCCGGGCGCAGACGCCCCUCUCGCUGGCCGUCCAGCACCAGCUGACGGACAUCGCCGAGAUGCUCAUCAACGGCGGCGCCGACGUCGACGUGCGCAACGAACAGGGGCUGACGCUACUGCACCUGGCCAUUGCCGCCCGUGACGCCCCCAUGGCGCACUUUCUUCUGGCCCACGGCGCCGACCUGGGCGCCAAGACGCGUUCCGGUGAGUCCUACCUGCAGUUCGCCGUCCGCCACCGCCUGCCCUCGGUGGUGGAGGAGCUGUGCACGCUGGGCGCCGAUGUCAACGUCCGCUCGCCCAAGAACGGCGACCCCGUCCUCUGGGAGGCGCUGCAGGCGCUCAAAGGUGUCAACCCAGCAGAGACAUCUGAAGAGGAAGCGGAGAAGGAGAAAGAAAAGGAGAAGGACUUUGAGGCGGCCAACGAGAUCGCCUCGGUGCUGGUGCGCCACCGGGCAGACACUGACUUCUGGCACACCUCGGCGGAGGGCGGCGGUUUCCGGCAGACGCUGCUGCACCGGGCGCUGGACGAGAACAACGAGGCGGUGGCCGUCUUCCUCAUACGGGCGGGCUGUGAUGCGCAGUGCAAGCGGAAGCCAGGGCCCAAUGGAGAGGGCGCAGAGGACUGCGACGGACAGACGCCGCUGCACAUGGCCUGCGCCUGGAGCAUGGCGAAGGUGGUGGAGACGCUGCUGGAGCACUCCGUGGACCCGAACGUGGCCGACGGCGAGGGGAAGACGCCCCUGCACAUUGCCAUCCUCAACCAGACGGCGGCCAUCGUGGAGCUGCUGAUCGAGUACCCGCCCACCGACCUCUACCGCACCGACAACUACGGCCACUCGCCCUUCUCCCUGGCGGUGAAGCUCAAGUCGCGCAGCAGCGCCCAGGCACUGACCCGCCGUGACCCGCACGUGAGCGAGCAGACGGACGGCCGCGGCCGCAACUACCUGCACCUCGCCCUGGAGCGCGCCGACUACGACUCGGUGCUCUUUCUGCUGGACAACCAGGUCAACAUUGGCGCCCGCGUCCAGGACGCCGUGAAGAAGGCGCCCGUUCACCUGGCCGCCGAGUCCGGCUCGGAGAUCAUCCUCCGGACGCUGGUGCUGGCCGGCUGCAACGUCAACGAUGUGACCAUGCAAAAUCAGACCGCACUUCACCUCGCCGCCGAACUGGACCGCCACCAGAUGGUGGAGAUUCUGCUGGACCUGCAGAUUGCCGUCGGCCUGCAGGACACCGCCGGCAACAACGCCCUCCACCUGGCCGCCCAGCGAGGCCACCUGGAGACGAGUCGGGCGCUGCUCGACCGCCGCCUCCUCGACCUGAAGGCGGCCAACGCCAAGGGCCAGACGGUGCUGCACUGCCUGGCCAACUCACCGGAGAAGGGCUCUGCGGCGGCCAUCUUUGACCACCUGGUGACGCUGUACAACGGCGGCGGCGGCGGAGAAAGUGGCACGGCGGCAGCUUAUGAGCUGAAUGCCCGCGAUGGCGAGGGCAACACUGCGCUGCUCUUGGCGUACAUGAACGGCAACGGGAAGUUGUGUCGGUCGAUUGUGGCGCGGGGCGCGGCGCUGGGCGUGCGGAACCUGCACGGCGUCUCCCUCUUCAACCACCAGAUGCCCACGCGGCAGCUGCUCACCUCGUUGCUGGACUCGCUGGCCCGAAUGCCCGACUGGGGCGCCGACGGGCCGGAGUGUCUGGAGUGUGGCGCCAAGUUCGGCAUGACCAACCGCCGCCACCACUGUCGCCACUGUGGCCGCGAGCUGUGCAGUCGCUGCUCCGCCAAAGAGGUGAUCAUUAUGAAGUUCCAGCAGGAGAAGAAGUCGGCGCCCAGUCGCGUCUGUGAGCUCUGCUAUGACGUGCUCACUGUGGGCGUCUUCAACUGA